AUGACAAAUGAAAUGGGUCGCAAAGAAACACGCUACUUAGAGACUUUAAAUUGUGAUUCAAUGGCCCAGCAAAACAUGAAAAUGCGUCCAGUGCUAUUGAAAAGGAACAGUCUGGAUUCAGUCGAUUUUAUGAGACGGCCACACCACCGCAGAACCAAAUCUCAGCAAGUUCGAUUCAAGGAUGAUGGUGUGAACACAAAGAUGGACCUGGGUACUAAUCCUGCACAAGAUAUAGCAUUUACAACUGGAAAAACAGAAGUAUUUAGGGAUAACAAUUUUUUGCUACAUCAAUCUCCAACUUUUCCAAGGGCUCAGAAGGGGCUUCGGAAUAUUGCCAUACAAACAUCUCCUCGCCUCAGGAAACACUUCCCCAUUUUUAAAAAGAAAAAGCUGACAGUAAGCAAAUCACUAACAGAAAUGCCAACUGAGCCUGCAAAUUCUAUCCAAGUAAAUGGCGACCUUUCUGAACACGACAUUAUGUCUUCUGAUCUCUGUUAUUUAAGAAUAACUAACCAUUUGGAAGAUGGGUUUAGGAAUAGUGAGAUGGAUCAUCAUUUAAGUCAAUCAAAAGCACAAAGCAAUGGACCUAUCCACUCAGAUGAUUUCUCAGCAUCAGAGAAGACAACUGUUUCUACACAGGUGCCUGAAUACAUACAUGUGAGUUUUCCACAAGACAGCAAUGUUUUUAUGGAUACACCAGACACGACCAUGAAUUUAAGCAGUUCACUGCAUUCUUCUACUGUCAUAAAUAGCAAUAAAAAAAAUGAAAACAGCACGCUGUCAUCUAAUUGUGAAAAAGCAUACUCUUGCCUAAGCAACUCUAACUGCAGUGAAUACAAACCUCAUUCUGACUCUUGUGAAGGAGAUAAAAGUGAUUCUGAGAUGCUUGUAGCUAAAGAUGCAAGCAGUAAGAAAACCACUCCAUUAUCACCUCCAUCAAAUCACAGUUCAUCUCCUUGUUUCCUCAGAGACUAUCAACAGGCAGGAGAGCAGAAAACAGAUAUCAGCUGUGUGACAUUAACAAAUGAUGAUCACACAACAAUGUCACUGACCAGCAGUAAUAUAUCAAAAUGUGAUCUGUCAUGUAAUACUGAAAUCAAGAAAAAUUCUACCCAGUCAGAUGUUUCCCAGUGUAACAGCUGUUUAGAAGGAUUUCACAUAAAGUCUUAUCUGCCAAGGAAUGAAAUAAAGCCACAAAACAAAGAGAUUAGUGAAAUAAAUCAAAUUCAUUUGGCACAUGGUGAACUCUGUGCCCUACAAGGCAGGCUACAGUCUGUAGAAGAAUCCUUGCAGUCAAACCAGGAGAAGAUUAAAGUCCUUUUGAAUGUAAUCCAAGACCUGGAAAAAUCCAGAGCCCUCAGUGAAGGGCGCAACUUCUAUCACACUGGUCAAGACCUCAACAACUGCAGCACCUGUCAGAACACCGCAUGCAUCAUUUACAGUGUAGAAUACGACUUCAGACAACAAGAAGGAAGAUUUCAUCAGAUUUUGAAAACGCUGGAUCAUGCAGAGCAAAAUCCAGCUUCAGUUUCACCUCAGAAACUACCAUCUGAUCACCCAGCUCCUGAGAAAAAGGAGUUAAGAAGAAAAACAAAAAAGGUGAAAAGGAAAUGUUUCUGGUGGAUUUGA
This is a messenger RNA of Antrostomus carolinensis (chuck-will's-widow), 1629 nucleotides long. It is a transcript of the gene INSYN2B, whose product is annotated as inhibitory synaptic factor family member 2B. The record is from RefSeq and is a predicted model, not a curated record. Bases 1 to 1629 code for a protein of 542 amino acids. The transcript has 3 exons. Lineage: Eukaryota; Metazoa; Chordata; Aves; Caprimulgiformes; Caprimulgidae.